Messenger RNA from Gracilinanus agilis (Agile Gracile Mouse Opossum), 600 nucleotides. It is a transcript of the gene ASPNAT, whose product is annotated as N-acetyltransferase 8 like. Gene Ontology annotation, cellular component: mitochondrial membrane. Bases 4 to 600 code for a protein of 198 amino acids. The transcript has 3 exons. The record is from RefSeq and is a predicted model, not a curated record. Gene Ontology annotation, molecular function: L-aspartate N-acetyltransferase activity. Lineage: Eukaryota; Metazoa; Chordata; Mammalia; Didelphimorphia; Didelphidae.
UGCAUGCAUUGUCUGUCUCCCAAAAUGGUUUGCGAGACGAAAAUCGUGGCAGAAGAUCAUGACACCAUCCCCGGCUCCAAGAAAGACACCGUGAUCGUGUCCUCCUCCCAGAUGUGGCCCUCGCUCUCCGGCGGCUCGGCGCCCUCCCCGGCGCCGCCGAUGCCGCCCCCCAGCGCAGCGGCCGCUGAGGUGGCUGGUGAAGAUGGUAAAAAGGAGCACGUUUGCAUCCGCGAGUUCCACCCUGCAGAGCAAGACACGGUGCGCCGCAUCUUCUAUGACGGCAUCAUGGAGAGAAUCCCCAACACCGCGUUUCGGGGCCUGAAGCAGCAGCCCUUCACGCAGCUGAUGUAUGUGCUCCUGGCGUUGCUAUGCUUUCUACUGACCAGAUGUCUGUUGCUCACCUGCUUCGUGCCUGUCUUCCUUCUGGCCAUGAGGUAUUACUACAGCCGGAAGGUGAUCCUCACCUACCUGGAGUGUGCGUUGCACACGGACAUGGCCGACAUCGAACAGUACUACAUGAAGCCUCCAGGCUUCAUGCCUUAUUUCCCAACAUGUACUCUUCAGUCUAGUGAUGCUGGCCUCCUGGAUGUUCCCAAGUGA